AUGAAAGAAAAGCGGAGUAAAUCACACAAAAAGCAUAAAAGAACCAAAAAGGAGUCAAGUGAUUCCAGUUCUUCAAGUUCUGACGAAUGGGUAGAAAAACCUACAAAAAAGGACUCCAGCCAUGACAAUUGGAUGUCUAUGAGUGGACUAAUAAAAACAUACACUAAAGAUGACAUAAAACCUAAACGUAGUGAAACAAAAAAUCAAAUUGAUUCAUACAACCCAUCAACAAGUAGUAGAGAGCUAAAUCCAUAUUGGAAAGAAGGAGGUACAGGAUUACCUCAGACUCCUGAACAAUUUCAGAGAUCAAAGCCUUUUAUAAGACCUGGAAAUGAUGAUGGUUUCUUUUCAAGAAAAGACAGGAGUGAAUCUAAGACUUAUAAAGAAUCUAGUGGCAGUUACAUAAAAAAUGAUUACAGAAGAUCUAACAAUUGGCGUAAAGGUGGAGAAAAGCAUGAAACACAAGAGGCAGAAGAGCGCAAACCUCACUAUAAAGAAAAGUGUGAAGAAACCUCUACGAGUAAUGCAGAGUCUAAAGAUAAAACAGAGUCUAGUAAAACACCUUAUCUUAGUGAUGAACAAAUGAAUAAAUUGGGAGCAAAAAUUGUUAAAGCAGAAAUUAUGGGUGAUAAUCAACUUGUUGCCAAGUUGAAAUCCAAAUUAGAAGCGGCCCGAGACUAUAGGAAAAAUAAUCCCAGUGCUGGGGUGGAAGAGGAUGAUUCAAUUUUGCUUAUAUCUACAAAUAGCAGUGGCAGCAGUCGUCCCUUAGUUAAAAAGCCCCAUGUUGGCGAUCCUAAAAGCAAAGGUGGUAAGAGAAAAGCACAGACUCAUGAUGCAGCUGGAAGAUGCAAGUAUUUUGGCAAUGAUGAUAAAUAUAAUCUAGCAGAGAUGUUCCAACAAGAGAAAUAUGGUUCAAAUUACGAUGCAGAUGCAGAACUAGCUAGAAUAUCAAGUAAAAGCAAAAAUCCAAAUGACGACUUGGAAGACAUUUUCACGGAUGAGAUUUCUAAGAGUAGAAGUGAUGCCAAAGACAGUGAAAGAGAGAAACAGCAAUCUAUAAACCAGAGCAUAAAGUUGAAUAAGUCACUAGAUGGGUGUGAAUUUUGCUUUGACUCAAAGAAUAUGGUUAAACAUUGUGUUAUAAGUUGCGGUGAUAAGGUAUACAUGGCAGUGCCAACAAGAAAAUCUCUUGUGAAAGGGCAUUGUAUGUUAACUACUAUUCAACAUGCCACCUGUGUCACUGCAUUAGAUGAAGAUGUAUGGGAAGAAAUGAUGAAUUAUAGAAAGUUAAUAACACAGUUUUUCGACUCACAAAACAAAGAUGUUGUUUUCUAUGAAACAGCAACUAAACUGCACAGAUAUCCACAUUUUGUGAUAAACUGUGUCCCACUGCCCCGGGACGUAGGUGACAUGGCAUCUAUUUACUUCAAAAAGGCUUUGCUUGAGUGUGAAGCUGAGUGGUCCAUGAAUAAAAAAGUAGUUGACCUAAAAGGAAAGAAUAUUCGCAAAGGCAUACCGAAAGGGUUGCCCUACUUUUGGGUUGAUUUUGGUAUGGAUCCUGGUUUUGCACAUGUAAUAGAAGAUCAACAAUUGUUUCCAAGGACAUUUGGAGAGGAAAUCAUAGCUGGAAUGUUGGACUUAGACCAUUCCACAUGGAAAAAUGUUCAAAGAGAAUAUGGAGAAGUUCAGAGGAAGAAAGUUAUGGAGUUUAUAAGUGAUUGGAAGCCCUUUGAAAGGAGUGUAAGAAGUGAAUAG
Messenger RNA from Leptosia nina, 1755 nucleotides. The record is from the annotation of a GenBank genome assembly. Lineage: Eukaryota; Metazoa; Arthropoda; Insecta; Lepidoptera; Pieridae.